Nicrophorus vespilloides is the source of this 1521-nucleotide messenger RNA. RefSeq lists its product as uncharacterized. Lineage: Eukaryota; Metazoa; Arthropoda; Insecta; Coleoptera; Silphidae. Gene Ontology annotation, molecular function: long-chain-alcohol O-fatty-acyltransferase activity; diacylglycerol O-acyltransferase activity. The transcript has 7 exons. Gene Ontology annotation, cellular component: plasma membrane. Gene Ontology annotation, biological process: triglyceride biosynthetic process. The record is from RefSeq and is a predicted model, not a curated record. The coding region runs from base 6 to 1520 and encodes 504 amino acids.
AAGAGAUGACCGUCAAAACUCAGCUUUUGUACCGCAUUUUCGAGCCGUUCAUAUUGUACGGUUUAAUUAAGCUUCUCACUAAGAAAUAUGGUAGAUUCAAUCAAUUCGUCGCGAUGUUUGUUGGGAUGGUAUUGUUUUUACCAUUCUUCUACACGUGUAUGGUGGUAUUAAAAAUUUACAAAUUAUUCGUUGGUCUUCUGCUGCGCAUAAGACACGGAAAUAAGUUUGUCUGUUUCAUGCACGGCUGUGAUACUAUAUUCUCAUUGGAGUCAAUCACUAAAAAAGCUACCAUCAAUGUAGUAUAUCUAUUCGAUUUCCAAGGGACCAGUGAAGAGUUUUUCAAGAUUGCCUCACAAAAGAUAUGCGAUUUUUACAAUGAAGACGUGAAGAUUCGUUGCGUUCGUUGUACGUUCUUAGGUUACUCUUACUUCAUCGAACAUCCCUUGGAUAAGGAUGAGUUGAUAAAAAAGAUGGAUUCGAAAAAUGGCAAUUUCCAGGAUCACAUGAAAGAAUUAGACAAAAUGAAAUUUCCCGUUAACGACACAGGCUUGAUUCAAUUCGGCGUUGGAAAUGAUAAAGUUGAGAGUAAAACAGGCAUCUGGUGUUAUCCCAUUUACGCAAAGAUCCAUCAUUCUAUGGGUGAUGGCAUAUCCAUGCUUCGAGGUCUUCAAUUAGUAUCGCACAAACCAAAAAAAAUAACAAAACUUAUAAACGUUAAUCCGAUGCGUCUCUAUUUGGAGAGCUUCUGGACAUGCAUGAAGUCUCCGGUGAUGAACAAUUUAGAGGCUCUUUAUCCAACGGAAAAUACCUUCACGCAAAAGCUCGUCGGAGAGAAGAAUUAUACCGUAUGGGCAGAUAAAACAUCCGACACUCUCGAUAAAAUGAAAGAGAUCAGAAAUCGUUUAAAUGAUGGAACCACGACAACGGCAAUCAUAUGCACGGCCCUAUCGAAAGCUUUGGAAGACUACCUCGAUUCGAGGAAAAUGCAAAAGCCUCGCGAAUUAGGAAUGACGUUAACUCAGUUGACUAACUUUGCUAAAUGCAGCUACACCAAUUACACAAACGCAUUCAGCCCUUGCGAAAUCAAAAUUCCCAUAGAUUUUGAUGGAAAUAUGUUAGACAGAUUGAAGAUCAUGAGAGACUUCUUUAUUAAGUUUCCUAGCACCUUGGACAUGAAAAUCGGAGAUUGGUACAACAAAACGUUAUUUCCGUUGCUUCCGAACGCGCUAACCAAAAGUAUAUACGUGAAGGGCAUUCAUACGGUUUCGAUGAGCAAUAUGCCCGGACUCAAAGAGGAGAUCAAGAUAUUGGAAUCCACAAAACUUGAGGCGUUUCACUAUUGGAUUCCGAAUCCGGGCAAUGCCGGCUUCAACAUAUGCUUCUACUCCUACCGAAAUCGUUUUAACAUGGGCUUGAGCGUGGACGAAGCUUUCAUUUCUGAUGUUGACGAACUUUCAAAUCUAUGCAAUGCAACAAUUAACAAUAUCAUGAAUAUUUACAAACAAUGCAUCAAUUCUUGAC